AUGGGCUCCUCGGUGUCAAGAGACGAUUUCGAGUGGACUUACAACGAAGAACCACACGCCAGUCGCAGGAAGCUCAUUCUAGCAAAGUACCCACAGAUGAAAGAACUGUUUGGGCAUGACUCCAACAUGGUGUACAAGGUGGGCUUCAUGCUCACCCUACAGCUCAUAGCCUGCUACUUUGUACAGGAUGCACCGUGGCCGGUGAUCAUCCUCUUGGCGUAUUGUUUUGGCGGCGUCAUCAACCAUGCCAUGAUGACGGCCAUCCACGAAAUUUCACAUAACCUGGCCUUUUGGACCUCCCGGCCGCUUCACAACCGUAUCCUGGGCAUCGUGGGAAACGUCAUCAUUGCCGUGCCCAUCUCCAUCUCCUUUAAGAAGUACCAUCUAGAGCAUCACAGGUACCAGGGAAAUGAAGAAAUGGACAUGGACCUGCCAUCAAAGAUGGAGGGAGUUCUCUUCCACACCACCUUCACCAAGUGCAUCUGGCUCCUCCUCCAGCCCUUCUUCUAUGCCUUCCGUCCACUCUUCCUGCGACCAAAACCUGUCACAGGGCUGGAAAUUAUCAACACUGCCGUCCAGAUUGCCUUUGAUGUGGCCAUUUGGUACUUCUUAGGAGGCAAAUCUCUAGCGUACCUGAUGAUCGGCACCCCGCUCGCUAUGGGAGCUCAUCCCGUGGCCGGACAUUUCAUCUCAGAGCACUACAUGUUCAAGAAAGGCUACGAGACCUACUCCUACUACGGUCCACUCAACGCGAUCACCUUCAACGCUGGUUAUCACAACGAGCACCACGACUUUCCCAAUAUUCCUGGGUGCAGACUUCCCAAGGUACGUGAGAUUGCCCCGGAGUUCUACAACAACCUUCCUUGCCACACCUCCUGGACCCGCGUCCUGUACGACUUCGUGACAGACCCGGACAUCGGACCGUACGCCCGCGUCAAGCGCAGGAGUAGGCCCAUCCCCAUCAACCCUGCCAACCUGGAUGUAGAUGGCGACAUCAAGGCAGAAUAAAACAUCACAUGCAGACACAAGUACACUUCACCAUGUAGUAAAACGUUAAACUUUAUUCCAACACACAGUUUA
Messenger RNA from Branchiostoma belcheri (Belcher's lancelet), 1080 nucleotides. RefSeq names its product sphingolipid delta(4)-desaturase DES1-like. The record is from RefSeq and is a predicted model, not a curated record. Gene Ontology annotation, molecular function: sphingolipid delta-4 desaturase activity. Gene Ontology annotation, biological process: ceramide biosynthetic process. Gene Ontology annotation, cellular component: membrane. Lineage: Eukaryota; Metazoa; Chordata; Leptocardii; Amphioxiformes; Branchiostomatidae.